AUGAAGUUGCAAGUCGCCAUGACCCUCGGAGCUCAAGCAGCGUCUGCAGCGCUCUUUUCCAACUGGCCAGCAAUAUCCGCCGGCCCUUUCGGUUCCGACGUAGAUUUCCGACAUAAUCAGUCAGACGAGAUCUACCGGAAAGCUAUCACCAGCCCGAAUGCGACGCGAUCAGUCAAAUUUCACCCUUUCUCCAACAGCCUCAGGGGUGCAGAUGGCGAGCCUGCGGAAUGGACGUGGAGAGUUAACAUCACGGAGUUUUCCCUGCCUGCCGGCAUCAACAUCACGGAUAUAGCCAGCGAAAACGCAACCUACAUCGAGAACCCCACGCAUGUCAGUACAACUUACGACUUCCAAUGGCCUGGUGGAGGAACCCUGUCGAAAGCACUGGGCGACUCUUCGGCACCGUUCUGCAUCUCCAUCUCCAAUACCAUAAUGUACCCCGCAAACGUCACGAACCUGUAUACGGACGAAGACACCUCGAGCACGGAUUGCGAGCCCGUUCUAGGGGCCGACUGCGUCCGCGCGAUCUUGACUAAAGGUGAUAACUUCGUGGGCAGCUCCAAAACCAAGUGCAACGGUAUUGGAACUGCAUGGAGCUCCCUGCCCGAGUGCAGCGGGACAUUGGGAUACGCCGUGAGAGAGAACCUGGACGAGAAGGUUCUCAAACUCAGCAAUAGCCAAGGCAUCCUGACCGUAAACAUCAACACCAACUCUGACAACGCCCCGAAGGCAGAUUCGUCAGCGGAAAUGAACCAGACGUAUGGCAUCACGAGUGGAAAGGGGUUCUCGGGCUUUCACAGCGGAGUGGUUUCAGCGUCUGAGGCCGCCAGCAUUUACGAGGCGUCUGAGAACUCGUUGCAGAUUCUUAUGAUCAGCCACGGCUUUAACUCGACUGGGGAGGCUGGAAAGGAAUUGCUUUGCAUGAGGGUGAACACGUCGAGGGUGGCGGACGAGAACGGUGACGGGCAGAAUGCGGGCGUCAGGUCAGAAUGCCAUGUUGCCUGGACUAUGGCGAUUGCAGGGUUGACAGUUCUCUUCGCUUGCCUUAUAUGA
This is a messenger RNA of Colletotrichum karsti, 1053 nucleotides long. RefSeq lists its product as uncharacterized. The record is from RefSeq and is a predicted model, not a curated record. The coding region runs from base 1 to 1053 and encodes 350 amino acids. Lineage: Eukaryota; Fungi; Ascomycota; Sordariomycetes; Glomerellales; Glomerellaceae. The transcript is spliced from 2 exons.